Molecule: messenger RNA, 561 nt
Organism: Penicillium argentinense
Lineage: Eukaryota; Fungi; Ascomycota; Eurotiomycetes; Eurotiales; Aspergillaceae
Exons: 4
Coding region: 1-561 (186 amino acids)
Biological process (GO): regulation of transcription by RNA polymerase II
Molecular function (GO): DNA-binding transcription factor activity, RNA polymerase II-specific
Source: RefSeq, a predicted model, not a curated record
AUGAAGCUUUUACAUCACUACCUCCUGAUCACUAGCCAUACAUUGACAAGAGACUCCCGCGUUCAAUACUUCUGGCAAUUCUCAGUUCCUCAUGUUGCAACCUCCCACGGAUACGUCAUGGACAUGGUUUUAGCCAUCGCAGCUCUGCACCUCGCUUCAUGGGCAACCGAUGCGACUGAGUCUCAGAACUGGCUGCGUCCCGCCUUACAAUAUAAUACGCAGGCUCUUCCAACUAUUCGCAAGGGCCUGACCAUUUCUUACGAGGAAGGUCGUCGCGACCCCCUUGAUGAUUUCCUGGAAGCACGAGUUAUGUCAAAAAUGAGUCGAUAUCUGGAGAGAGAAGCUGGAGCACCUCAAAAUGUUUUACUUGAUACCGGGUUGAACGGGGGUCAUACUGCGGUUUACCAAGAGGAAAGCUACGACCCAAGACUUGUCGACCUACACAGAUGCAUCGUGGACAAACUCGGCGAAUUCAGCUGCCUGAUACGCUUUGAAAACCCCGACUCCGAAACCGUCGUUAAGAAUGCACACCAACUUCUGAAAGAAGCUAUUCAACCCUAG